Heterobasidion irregulare TC 32-1 is the source of this 1059-nucleotide messenger RNA. RefSeq lists its product as uncharacterized. Lineage: Eukaryota; Fungi; Basidiomycota; Agaricomycetes; Russulales; Bondarzewiaceae. Gene Ontology annotation, biological process: endoplasmic reticulum unfolded protein response; retrograde protein transport, ER to cytosol. The record is from RefSeq and is a predicted model, not a curated record. Gene Ontology annotation, cellular component: endoplasmic reticulum lumen. The annotation marks the transcript as partial. The transcript has 6 exons.
AUGCACUCCAUUCCCUUGCACUCCUCCCUCUGGCCGUUGCUUUCCCUCUUCCUCGCCAACGCACUCACCGUCGACGCCCGUGUCGUCCACUCGCUCCCGGAGGACCCCUUUGCCUUUCCAAAGUACCGCGUCACCUUUCUGAACGGCCUCCCGCUCCAGAACGACACCGCAGAGCGCUGGAUCAAGGAUGGUCUGCGCGGCGGCGAGCUCGAGUUUCUCGACCAACCAUGGCACGAGGUGCACUGGGAUGGCUCCCGACCGCUGAAGGAGAUCGGCUCGGGCCAGACAGAGGCAGAGAGUCAAACUGCCGCUUCUCACAUGUCUUCCCAUUCUCUGGAAUUCAUGAAACUAGGUCCUCGGGAUUCGUAUCUAUGUCUCAUACCCCCCUCGACGGUCGAACAGAACUCGCCUGCUCCAGAGGACUCCCACACAGAGUGGACGCCCGCUCAGGGCUGGUCCUUGCUGCAGCCUCUCACGGGAUCCUGCAUCUACCAUCGACAAGGCUGGUUCACAUACGCCUACUGUCACAACUCACAUGUCCGCCAAUUCCGAGAGGUGAUCCCCUCCCACCCAAUCGCACCCGGGAGUUACGAAAUAGAAGAGGACCCCGACUCGGAGGCCUUCGACUUGGGCAGGGCGCCCAGUGCGCUCGAGCCGGGUGCAGACCUGUCGGUCGCAGAGCGGGCUGCGGCGAACCUCGAGCUCGCGCGCAGCGCAGGCUCCCGCUACCUCGUCCAGCGGUGGGGCGACGGCACCGUGUGUGAUAAAACCGGGAGGCACCGCGAAAUCGAAGUGCAGUUCCACUGCUCGAUGACGACGACGGACUCGAUCCUGUUCGUGAAGGAGACCAAGACGUGCCACUACGUCCUCGUCGUGAACACCCCGCGCCUGUGCGGCGAGCCCGGGUUCAAGUCGCGCAUCGAUCAGCGCGAGGAGGCCCUCGUCCGCUGCCGCGAGGUCGUCGACGUCCUCCCCGCGGAGAGGGUGGCCAUCCCGGAGGCCGAUCACCCGAUCAAGCUCCCCCCGCGCGGCCCCAAGCGCGUUCCCCCUCCCCCGCCC